UUCGAUCAAAGCCAGAGAGCUCUUAUCUUUUACUUAUCGCCUUCUCCACACCGGCUCUCUUGCUGAGCAUCCCAGACACAAUGGCAGCUCUCUUCCGUUCCAGCCUCCGGCUGCGCUCUGCCGCACGCCUUCCUGCUGCCCGCACCAUCACCACCACUCCGCACAUGAGAGCUUCUGAGAAGCCUUACUUCCCCGAUGAGCCUACAGCUCCCAAGCUGGCUACCGCUAUCCCGGGUCCUAACAACAAGGCCGCUACCGCUGAGCUGGACAAGGUCUUUGAUGUUCGCAGCAUUAAUAUGCUUACCGAUUUCUCCAAAUCCAUCGGAAACUACAUCUCUGAUCUCGAUGGAAACACCCUUCUCGAUGUUUACGCUCAGAUUGCUUCUAUCCCUGUUGGAUACAACAACCCCCACCUCAAGCAGGUUGCAUCCUCCCCCCAGAUGAUCACCUCGUUGAUCAACAGACCGGCCCUGGGUAACUUUCCCUCGGCUGACUGGGCCGACAUUCUGAACACUGGUGUCCUCAAGGUUGCUCCCAAGGGCUUGAACCAGGUCUUCACUGCCAUGGCUGGCUCCGACGCCAACGAGACCGCCUACAAGGCUGCUUUCAUGUACCACCGUCAGCAGGAGCGUGGAGGCGCAGAUGUUGAGUUCUCCGAGGAGGAGCUGCUCAGUACCAUGAAGAACCAGUCUCCUGGCUCUCCUCAGCUGUCCAUCCUGUCCUUCAAGUCCGCUUUCCACGGCCGUCUCUUUGGCAGUCUGUCCACCACCCGCAGCAAGGCCAUCCACAAGCUUGAUAUCCCCGCCUUCGACUGGCCCCAGGCCACCUUCCCCUCCUUGAAGUAUCCUCUUGAGGAGCACGCUCAGGAGAACGCCCUGGAGGAGCAGCGCUGUUUGCAGGAGGUUGAGCAACUCAUCAAGGAAUUCCACAACCCCGUUGCCGCCGUCAUGGUCGAGCCUAUCCAGUCCGAGGGUGGUGACAACCACGCCUCGCCCGCCUUCUUCCAGGGUCUCCGUGACAUCACCAAGCGUAACAACGUCCUCUUCAUCGUCGACGAGGUGCAGACUGGUGUCGGUGCUACCGGAAAGUUCUGGGCCCACGACCACUGGAACCUCGACACCCCACCCGACAUGGUCACCUUCUCCAAGAAGGCCCAGACUGCCGGUUACUACUAUGGUAACCCCGCUCUGCGCCCUAACAAGCCCUACCGCCAGUUCAACACCUGGAUGGGUGACCCGUCUCGCGCUCUGAUCUUCCGUGGUAUCAUCGAGGAGAUUGAGCGCCUCAACUUGGUUGAGAACACCGCCUCUACCGGUGCCUACCUCUACUCUGGCCUUGAGCGUCUGGCAGAGCGCUACCCCGAGCACUUCCAGAACUUGCGUGGUAAGGGCCAGGGUACUUUCAUCGCUUGGGACACCCCCAAGCGGGAUGAGUUCGUCGGUAAGGCCAAGAGUGUUGGUGUCAACAUUGGUGGCAGUGGACAGAGUGCUGUCCGCCUGAGGCCUAUGCUGGUCUUCCAGAAGCACCACGCCGACAUCCUUCUCGAGAGCAUUGAGAAGAUCAUCAACAAGCUGUAAAGCUUUCUUCUUUAUCUAUGUUAUGAAAAGGUUCACCUUGAGGGUGAUUUCGGGCGUUUAUCUUUGAUUUUUAGCGAACUUUGUUAUAUUUUUUCUAUUAUUUAUCAUGAUUCAUAAAUCUGCCUCGGUGGCAUGUUUUGAUAUGAGUUUUGUCCUCAAGUCAUUAAUAUCAAUAUGAUGGUAUUCAGAAGUUGACAUUCAAUUUCUUUCUUGUAAAAGUAUUUACCUGUUUGGGUAUCAAUUCAUCGACCAUGGUGGAAAUGAUCACUUAUCCAAAGCAAAGGGCAGUGCACCAAUGUAGAAAUGUAGUUGUUGCAUCGAUAUCAGC
Molecule: messenger RNA, 1905 nt
Organism: Aspergillus wentii DTO 134E9
Lineage: Eukaryota; Fungi; Ascomycota; Eurotiomycetes; Eurotiales; Aspergillaceae
Gene: gatA
Product: 4-aminobutyrate transaminase gatA
Exons: 5
Coding region: 81-1577 (498 amino acids)
Biological process (GO): GABA catabolic process
Cellular component (GO): mitochondrion
Molecular function (GO): pyridoxal phosphate binding
Source: RefSeq, a predicted model, not a curated record